AUGCCAGUGUCGAAUAUGGCAGCCACGUCCGAGUGUCUUCCCCGGUGUCGCCCUUUGGCAACGACGCAAGCAGCGUGGAUGGCACUAUACAGUCGAACGUGGUGUCUAGCAUGGGUUCCCGUGGUCGGAGGAUACUUUGAAGUCUUUGAUGACAUCCUGAAACUGCUCAAGCACAUUCAAGACGGCAAUUUGCUCCGAGAGCAGAGUGCCAUCCCUUUGGCUUCCGAAGCGGCCACCGCGUCGGCAUCCCACACGAAACUGGCACUUGGCACAUAUAAAAUGUGGUUCCUUAAGUAUAAGCCCCUGGCAGCCACUCAUUUGACACUUGAAGAACGAUCGGGCCACAGCAGCCGCACGAUUUGA
Molecule: messenger RNA, 363 nt
Organism: Aphanomyces astaci
Lineage: Eukaryota; Oomycota; Saprolegniomycetes; Saprolegniales; Verrucalvaceae
Exons: 2
Coding region: 1-363 (120 amino acids)
Source: RefSeq, a predicted model, not a curated record